AUGCAGCAGGCCUUCGCUCACAAGAAGGAGUUUGGCGGUGAUGCUGUGAGAUCCAGCACUGACACCUCCAGGUGGUCCACUCCCCCCAGACUGCGAUGUGACUCCAGUAGAUCAUACUACACAUCUGACUUUGGAGAUCAGGAUGACACGGUUAUGGACAAGGCCCCGGAAGUCAUGAUAUCAGAAAAGUGGCCGGGAUCAAACACAUGCGGAAGAAAAAAAGGUAAAAAAGCACAAGGGCCCAACAAGCAAAAGACAAAAUACACUGCAAACAGCCAUUUCCCGAAGUUGCCUCCAAUCAAGCCCCUGCAAGUUUCAAAUCCGGGAGUCCUGUCUACCGACUUGAACUGCAUCAGGGAGCUGAAGAGCCAGGUGUGGGAUCUGCAGCAGCAGCUGAGUGAAGCCAGGACUGAGAACAAGCUGCUGAAGAGGCUCCAGCAUCGCCACACGGUGGCACUGCAGCACUUCCAAGACUCUGAGGGCAGCCUCUCCACGAUCCUCACAAACCACAGCAACGAGGCCCGAGUCCUGCAGGGGUUGCUCCGGGAGACCCGCGCCUGCCGUGACAAUCUGGCAAGGCAGCUCCAAACCACAGAAAACAAGUUGCUAAGCACAAAGUCCAGUCUCCAGCGCCUCCAGCUGCUCAGUCAGGAUCACAGCCUGCUUGAGAGAGAAGAACUCACCUUCAGGCUGACCAGGGCCUCUGCAGAGCUGGAGGACAAGGACAAGAGGAUACUGGACUUGGAGAAGAAUCUUGAAUUGUGCCAAGCCUCAUUCAAUCGUCAAAUAGUCACUGAACAAAGAAAGAUCACCGAGGCAAGAAAGAUAUCCUGCUACCUGCAAGAGCAAAUAUAUCAGCUAAACAAGGAAAUUCAAGAUAGAGAGAGAGAAUUGGAAACACACAAUAUUUACUCCCACAGGUACUUAAAAGGACCUUCCAAAAAAGUCAGUAAAAGCAAGAUGGUUCAAACUGAUGGAAUAGUCCUUCUCCCCACUGCGGCUGUGAGUGUUUUGGCGUUGGAACAUACGGAGACUGAGGAGAAACGGGAAGAGAAGGAGAGCUCUGUGAACUGGUGUUGUUACAAUCCAGUGCAGGAGUAUUUGGUAACAGAAAAUCCAGAGAAAGAGGAUUCUGCAAAUGUCUCAUUAGAAGAGAAUCACGAAGAGGAAACUGGGACGUGUGCAGACACCAGUGAGCAGAGGAAUUGUUCAGAAGACAGCCCAGAAUAUCAAACAGAGGAAGAGUGUGCCGAAGUAAAAGAGGCGCCAACGGCCCCACAGGUGUUGGAAGAAGGGCAGAAAACAGAGGAACAUGAGAGCGAGACGUCAUUCAUUUCGGAACAGUCGCCGAAUUUGACUGAACCCAAGAAAAAAGGAUCAAAGGUCCCCAAAAACAGACUCAAUUACACCUUCAAACAAUCCACUGAGAACAUGCACAGUGGAAGGCCUGCCUACAGCAGAGGGGAAUCGAGUCCCCGUCGAAGCGACAAGAGCCCAAUCACAGCGGAGCUCAUCAGCAGUGGGAUUCAAGAACUUUGUCCUACAGCUGAAAAAUCAAGGAAAGGUGAAGUAGGAAGCGCUCAGGGUGAGUAA
Anoplopoma fimbria (sablefish) is the source of this 1593-nucleotide messenger RNA. Its product is annotated as lebercilin-like protein. Gene Ontology annotation, cellular component: axoneme. NCBI's taxonomy places the organism in Eukaryota, Metazoa, Chordata, Actinopteri, Perciformes, Anoplopomatidae. The record is from RefSeq and is a predicted model, not a curated record. Gene Ontology annotation, biological process: intraciliary transport.